Molecule: messenger RNA, 2825 nt
Organism: Haplochromis burtoni (Burton's mouthbrooder)
Lineage: Eukaryota; Metazoa; Chordata; Actinopteri; Cichliformes; Cichlidae
Exons: 19
Coding region: 114-2516 (800 amino acids)
Source: RefSeq, a predicted model, not a curated record
AAAUCCACAAGGCAGACAGAACUCACAGCAGUCACCACUACAGAGACCAAGAGGGAAGUUUCACUGACCCACAGCAGAAAACUAGACCACAGUCAUUCCACCGACUCAGCGUGAUGCUGGACAAAGAGGGUCAGUGGUCUGAGGCAUUGGCCAGCAAUAACAUGAAAGCCAUCAUCUGCUGGUUGAGGAAGCUUACAGCUGAAGGUUAUACUGAUGUGGGGGAAAUCACACCAACAUUUAGCUGCUGGGUACAGCGGACAGCAGAGUUUGCUAAAAAGGAGUUAUUAACCUUAUGCUUCAGCUGUUGCCAGGGUCUGUGGAUGUUCCUGGACCGCGGCUCCUUCACUAGAGUGCACACGUUACUCCAAAAAUUAAGGAACCUGCUUACAUUGGCCCAGUGGGGAAGAAAACAUCUCUGCUCAGCCCACCUCUGGCAUGGAGUGGGAGUCCCAUGUGUGGUCUGCAAGGACACAUACAGCUCCUCAGACAUCCGACAUGGCUGCUGGAACAGAGAGCAGAGGAUGCUGAUGCAACACAUCUGGCUGGGACAGCUGGUUCAGUGGUGGGGCAUCAUGGGGCUUCUGCCAAAGUUUCCUGAGACCCAAGAAGUGAAGCGUAUCACUCAGAUGUGGAAGGAAAUGGAUCACAGCCACCGAAAAGCCGGUCUUGAAACACAGGGACGGGAGGAGGGAGAAAUGGGAAGAUUCAAGUCUUUGAUACAGAGCAUGGUGACACAGCUAUGCGAACAACACGGGUGCAUUUGGAUGUCUGGAGAUUGCACAGAUCCACGUUAUCCUCCCCCUAAUCUGCAGGCGCUGUUGAAGCUCGUGCUGAUCCCUCAUAUUGACAACAUGUCAGUCCAGGCCAUUCUCAUGUACUUCAUCCUGGAUGUGGCAAAUUUCCUACAGUGCAAAGAUGACCUCCUUCAGGCUUUUUGUCAUGCGUUCACAAUUCCAUCCACCUUUUCCCAACAAAUCAGAGCCUUCUGGAUGCUUGAUCAUGGACACACCGAGGCCUCCAUGGAGCUGUUACUGAGCCCAAAGGCCUCUGUUCCUGCCCUCUCCUGGCAGCAUCGUUGCAUCAUCCAUUGUCUCCUGACAAGGAAACAGCCUCAAGAGGCAUUACGGUACCUCCAGUGGGCCAGGCCUGCAGUAGAGACCACUGAUGAUGCCAAGCUGUUUGCAGAUGUACUUAUUCAAAGCAGUUGUAACUCUGAUGCUUGGGCUCUGUUGAAGAGAGGCCACACAGAGACUGAAGAUAUGAGCAAAUACUUCCUCCAGACUUGUAAAGGAGUUGGCCUGUGCACAGAGGCUUUAAAGUACAUUCUUGUUGAAAACAAUAAUGAAGAAGAUGGAGCUGAGACCACAGAGACGACACAGAUGAAGAAAGAAAUGCCACCAUGUCCGCUGUCUGCCAAGCUCUACCGGGCUCAGAAAGUUGGCAAAGUCUCAACAGAUGAGCAGGUGAAAUUGGUCAGAAAGGCUGUGAAGGAAGUGAGGAAACCAGAUUCCAAGUUGAGGGAGGUAGUGUGGCCAGAGCACACAGAGAGAAAGCCCAACAGCAAGCAAAUGCUUCUGCCCACCGAGGCUCUGCGUCUACUCACAUGCAGCUCUUCGCCAGUGCACAUGGCAAUAGAAACACAGCAAACAGCACAUACAGCCGACCCAGAAGAAGAACAUCCUGUCAUUUACAAUCAGCAGCAGCAGCUGGAGACUCAAGAGAACAUUUUUUCUUCUGAGGAGGAUCUAAGAUCCUUGUCUGCCUCAUCCUCUACCUCAGCUUCACCCUUGCCUCUUAAGAAGUGGGACCCGCUUCACACAUAUAAAAGCACUCUGACCCUGCAGAUGAUUUCCUCUCUGCUGACGGAUAGAAGUAGCCAAAGCAGGGGACAAGAAGAAGAACACAGACCCCACUCAUCAGCUGGUGUUUUCCUAAAUAUCCCUGAGCUGGUGCUGACACCAGAUGGCGCUACAGAGCCUGUUUCCUUCAGCAGCUUGAACAAAGACAGCAUGGUAGAGCUGAUGCUUUCUGCAGAUGUGGGAGAAGGUGAUGAAGCAGAUGUUUUUCUGGAAGAAGAUACUAUCGGGGUUGACGGGCUUUCAAGACCUUCCACAUAUGAAAGCCUUCUUUCAGACACAAGUUUCACUGAGGUAGCCCCAACUCACUGCGUCCAGAAAAAGAAACCUCAUCAGCAAGACCAACCACAGGGAUGCUCCAGCCAACACCUCCCAUGUACCUCAGCUGAAACAACCCACGACAUGCUGACAGAUCUUCAUCAGAGCUUUGUUUUGAAUUGGUCUAUACCCAGGGGCUCGCCAGGGAUGGGUCAGCCUUAUUCCUGUGGACUCGUCAAUUUUUUGGACUUCACUGCAAAGCAAAAAGGAGAAAACAGAGAUGGAAAUCAGGCGGAGAAAGAUGAGCCCGCAGGUUGGAGCAGUUCGGGGAAGGUUUCCCAAGGAGCCAUAAGGAGUGGCAGAGCAGGAUCGAGAAAAGGCAAACGAGUGAAGAGGGCAUGAUCAUCUGCAAGACAAAGAACAGCCUCUAAUGUGAUGCAUUUUAAAUAUAUUUAAAUUAAAAUCUAAAGGGAAAAAAAUCACUCCAAUGUUAAAGUUUACCACAAAGAGUGUUAACCUCCACCAGAUUCAUCCUCCAAUCACCUGGUCAGAUACUUUUGACAGCCUUUGUUCCCGCCCAGUGGUACUGUCCCACCUCACCCUUAAUCUUCUGCUGUAAUGUCUCGUGUCAGCAAUACUCAGUAAAUGAUGAGACAUGAAUUCUUAAAUAUUGCUAUGAACUAAGACUCGAGUAAAGAGUAGUAAGUCUGA